UGCAGUACAGACUCGCGUAGAUCACGGAGCAGCUCUGCGAUUCACGCGCACAGAAUUUCAAUCCGGACCUGAAGGGUUCGAGCCGCAGCUGUUCUCUGCUACUGUGCGGGAUCCACGGCGACCCAUGAGAACUUUCAUUUGACUUCAUCUUUUCAUUUUUAUUUUUUAUUUUUAGCCAUUUGUCAUUCUUAUAUAUUUUUUUUUUCCUUCAUCCAAUUAUUGAAUUCUUGCUCAUCUUUUCCAAAACUGCCUCAUCCUUUGUGGGAACUCUGGUCAUUUUCCUUAAUUGGCUGAACGGAAUAGCUACCUCGAGACGAGCGUUUGCUUCACGCGUUUGGAAUUGGUACCUGAUUGGCUUGUUGUUCACACCGGGGGGAUUAACUUCCAUGUCGCCACGGACAUCCACAACGGCGGCGACGACACGGGUCGCCUUCCUCUGAGGGGAAUGUACGUUGUUCGCACGGCUGGUUGAUCGGAGAGUCCUCCACUCUGUCAUAUAUUUGAUGAGAAACUGCCUGCUGUCCGCUGCUAUCUCUCACCACGAGCGGGACUAUUAGAGGAGUAGCUCUUCUCAUUAGGAUGGCUCACUGUUAACCGUGUUUAUAUUAAACAGUGUUUUCCUUUCUCUCCUGGAACGGGGAUAUUUAGUUUGGAUUGUCAUAAUCAGCUCUCUCUCUUUUUAGUUUCUUCUCUUUUUUUUUGUUCAAAUUUGAAAUUCCCUCGAAACGGAAUUUGACCGUAACGGUCAUAACGGACGAUGGGCGACUCUCUGUGGAGGUAUUACUUUGGAGUUUUAUUCAUCGCGUGCAAGGUGAACCUGUCCCGCGCGCUCAUCCUCGACUCCAUAUACUGGAACACGACGAAUACCAAGUUUAUGCCAGGACAGGGUCUGGUGCUGUACCCACAGAUCGGGGAUAAGAUGGACAUAGUUUGCCCUCGUGUAGAGGGUGGCUCAAUGGAUGGAGUGGAGUAUUAUAAACUCUAUAUGGUUCCCCGGGAACAGCUGGAGUCCUGUACGGUCACAAAGGCAGACACGCCUUUACUCAACUGUGUGAAACCGGACCAGGACGUCAAAUUCACCCUCAAAUUCCAGGAGUUCAGCCCAAACCUCUGGGGCUUGGAGUUCUUCAGGGGAAAAGACUACUACAUUAUCUCUACAUCUAACGGAACGAUGGAGGGGCUGGAGAAUCAGGAAGGAGGGGUGUGUAAAUCCAAGUCGAUGAAAAUCGUCAUGAAGGUUGGACAAAACCCCUCCGAUCCCAUUUUCCCCAAAGAGUACACCACCAGAUACCCCCCCAAACAUCCCGAAAUAGGAGCCAAGGACACCAAAUCGAAUGAAGUACUUGACAAGCAUGAUGCAUCUCAUCACGGAGAAGAAAAAGGAGAAGGAAAUAAAUCCUCCGUCAUCGGCUCAGAGGUUGCUCUGUUUGCCUGCAUCGCAUCCGCCAGCAUCAUCGUCAUCAUUAUCAUCAUCAUGCUGGUUUUCUUCCUGCUGAAGUAUCGAAGACGCCAUCGCAAACACUCACCUCAGCAUGCCACCACGCUGUCACUCAGCACGCUAGCCACGCCCAAACGAGGUGGUGGCAGCGGCAACAACAACGGCUCGGAGCCUAGUGACAUCAUCAUUCCGCUGCGGACUGCCGACAGUGUCUUCUGCCCACAUUACGAGAAAGUGAGCGGUGAUUACGGACACCCCGUUUACAUCGUACAGGAAAUGCCACCACAGAGCCCAGCGAAUAUCUAUUAUAAAGUGUGAAAACAGACAUGCUUUAUGUGUGCCGUUUUAACUCUAACCACCACAAGCCCCUCAAUGACCCCCCCUGUAGUGCAGGAUUGACGCUUGAGCUCACCCUCAUCCCGCCCCCUCGUGGCUGUCUUAUUUUUUGUUCUUGUUUAUUUUACGGUAUUCCUGAUUAUUUCUCUCAGUAUAGAUGUUGCUGAUGGUGGAGUGAAGCGCCUGAUUCGCUGCUCUUGCACCUGCAAAAACGAAACAAGCAAAAUUGAAGAAAACUGAUAUCCCGUUGGGGGAUUGACGUGCACUAUAACGGACGCUUAGGAUAAUAUAGUGUGUGUGUAUGAGGGAGUGUUUGUGAAUCCAAUGAGCAGGGGAGAGGGGGGUUGAGGGGGUGGGCAUGAGAAAAGAGAUUUAUUUCUCUUUAAUUUCGCUUCAUCAUUCUCCCUUAAAGACACAACACGCUGAGAUAUUGGGAGAGAAGGAGAUGGAGAAGAGAAGUGAUGUAACAGUAUGACAAAGCAAGAAGUACGUUGGGUAUGGCUAAUAGGCAGGAAGUGAAUGAAUCACAUUGGUCACUGCUGAAGGAAGUGGAUUUAUCGAGGAAGCAGGAAGAUGGCGUCCACAAGUCAUUGGACGUUCAGAGCUCACUAUCGGACAUUUGAAUGGACAUAACCUGUUUUCAUGCAUUCACUCGUACUGUUUCAUGUACAUUAAAACACUCCUCAUUUCCACCUCUUUCUCUUCUGCAAAAUGACUUUCACAAUGUUUACUUGAAGUCUUUUUGUAUGGUCAUACGUCUUGCAUUUCUUUCUGUUAUUCCCAGUGCAGUCCACUUGCAAAUUUGUUUGGUAGAAGACUUAAUAGGUAUUGUCAUAGAGAUCCUUUUGUGCUGGUAUAACGUGGUAUGGGAGACUCAAACACAUUUCAUUUCGUGUAUGUUAGCUGCCAAGGGCUGGAAGAAUGAGAGAGACAGUGCAGGAGAAAAAGAGAGGAAAGGAACAACAGGAUGUUAGGUGAAAUGAUCAAUAUUUUGGUACAGUUGUUGCUGUCCUGUUACCUGCUGGGAAGGUGAAGGACCCACGUGAACACUUUAGCAGCACUUUGAAUGCCUCACCAUGUCCAUGUGGAUUAUACGCUCAAGUACAACACAUUUACAGUAAAGAAACAGACAGAGACAGCAGGAAACUAAUUCUAGAAUAAGGCUUAUUGAGCUGUGGUGAGAUCCAUCCCCAGGCUCGUUUGCUAGAGAUGCACGUCACGGCGAAGCUUCCUGUUCCUGAAAUACAAGUAUUUCUGCCAUCACGCAUUCAAACACACAGUGUAGCCAGUGUGGGCCAGUGAUAGUUGAUCUGGUGCUCUCCUUUUUGCUCAAAAACUCAUUAAUGUCAACAUGCAUUGCUAUUAUUAUAAUUGUGAUUUAUUUACUUUUGAAUUAAACACAAAAGAUUGAAUUAGCAUUGCUUAAUGAAUUUGUUUAGAAGUAGAUCAAAACGGAUGGAAAUAGUGCGAGUAGAAUUUAUUUGUUACAUAUAGCACCCAAACAGGAAGGCGUAAAACCGCAAGAAUAUGAAUAAUUGAUGGUAAAUCUGCAUAUUAUGCAAGAUAGAUAGAGUUGUCCUUUUUUGUUAACAAACCAAUUUCUCCAUUUUGUUAUUUGCUUUUUUUCCAUCGACCCCUACACAAAUAGCUGCCUUUCAACCACAAACACACUCUCAAACAAGCGCAUGUGCUUUAUUGCCAGGGAAGGGGCGGGCUAUGGAAGGAGCCAUCUGAGAAAAAUGCAUGCUGGGUUUUAAAAUAGCCGAAAGGAAUGAGAAGGAAGGGCCAGAAAUGACCCAAAGGAAGGGCACGUUUAACGGAGUCCUGACUAAACCAACUUCUCCAGCCUGCCUGUCUCUCUUGAUGAAGCUCAGAUGUGCUCUGGGUUGAAAUUAGGCCUCCUAAUCUGGAUGGAAAGCUGUAGACGUGGGUUAGCAGGCAUACCAGAUGAGAACGAGUACAGGCUAAAUGUAGUCAAUUGCAUGAAACAAGAUCUUUUAGGCUCAUAUUGUGGGAGGUUUCAGGAGAGAGAAAAAAACACAUUAUGAUUUGUGACUGAUGGAGGUCACAAGUGGACUUCGUAUCCCACAACUCCCAAAGGAUUUCAGAACCCCUAUAUUCCCUCCAGUCAGUCCUCUCCUAGUGGUUGUGUGUGUUGUUAUUUGUGCAAACCUCUUCCUAAACAAUGCCAGCCUACCAGCCCAUUUUCAUUUAUUUCCUACAUUGACUUCAAAUCGAAAUCGCUUUUAAAAUGUCCACACAUUGAGGAAGUUUGACCGUGCGUUGCCAUGGUCACACAUUAACUGUUCAUCCAUUUGUUUUCACUUGUUCAUGGAGGUUAUUCAAUCUCACCAAGAAGCCAAGCCUUGUGUGAUCGGAGCUUUGUGUCUCUGUUAGAGGCCACACAAUCUGCAAAUAUGCAAUUUUUAUUUAUUUUUAUAACAAUUGAGGAAAAAAGAUGAUAUACGUAACUAUGGAAAGUGUUCUUAACCAUUGAAAUGAGUGAAACAAUUAAAGAAAAAAUACAGCAUAUGAGAAUACAACAACCCCAGUGUGUUAUUAUUAUUAUUAUUAUUAUUAUUAUUUUGUGCUGUAGGUUCGAGGUAAACUGUGAAAACAUGCACACUUACACACGUAGAAGUCUGAGCAGUUGGAUGAAACUGUAAACACACAUACUAAAAAAAAUGACAAACAUGUUGCUGUUUGGUUGCUGUCCCAUGUGGGCUAAAUAUGACAAUCUCCUUAGUUUCUUUGAAUCUGAAGACACCUUCCCAGCGAGCAGCUUGCAAACUUUCCAGUAACACAGUAGGAGUGAUAGGACUUAACUAGUACUGUAGCUACAGAUGUUGCACCAAUGUUGCCGGACCGUUUGUGACUGAGGGAAAUGUCUUCAGGCCACUGUAAAAUGCCUUGCUUGUAUGGUAACCCUGAGUUUACGGGACUCUAAUUUUUGCACCGUACAUCUGUAUGUAAGAGGCUGUAAAUACGUUAUUGUUUGUAUUGUAUAUGGAUCCCUGGUCUUUAUGAUAGCCUUAUUCUCACAUUUCUAGCAAAUAAAAAGAAAAGAUACGGAAAAAAAAAACAAAAAACAUGAAUCACUUCAGUUUAAAGAGAGCAUACUAAUUUUUUUUGGUAAAUAACUUGUGUAAAUAUUGACGACGAACCCAAUAAAUUGUUUUUUAUAAACUCUUAAAGUAAGAUGUUUUGUAUAGAAUUUGAAUUUUUUGCUAUGUAUUUUAGCUAGCACUCGUCAGAACCCCCCCACUCACCCCUUUUGCACUGUUCCCAUGGUGAUCUGGUUUAAAAAUGGAAAAGAGAUUUGCCAAACUGACUGCUUGCUGCAAAUUUGUGCCAUACGUGUGUACCAUUGAUAUUUAUUUAAUUAGUUAUUUGUUUUUUUGUUUCUACCCAGUUUGUACGCAAAUUCAGUAUUAUCAUUUGAGUUUUUCCCACUUCUCCGUUUCCUGUUAUAUUUCUUCUGUUGCUGUCUUUUCCCGGUGGCAGACACACCCACCCUUCUCUCGCAGUGAGGUCUGAUCAGGACGUGCGGCAUUAUAAAAGUCAUAGAAAUGGCACACAUUCCACCAGUCUGUUACAAACUGAAAAUGUUUUUCAAUAAAAUGUUUUUCCU
Xyrauchen texanus (razorback sucker) is the source of this 5405-nucleotide messenger RNA. Its product is annotated as ephrin-B2a-like. Gene Ontology annotation, cellular component: plasma membrane. NCBI's taxonomy places the organism in Eukaryota, Metazoa, Chordata, Actinopteri, Cypriniformes, Catostomidae. Bases 758 to 1756 code for a protein of 332 amino acids. The transcript is spliced from 5 exons. Gene Ontology annotation, molecular function: ephrin receptor binding. The record is from RefSeq and is a predicted model, not a curated record. Gene Ontology annotation, biological process: blood vessel morphogenesis; axon guidance; ephrin receptor signaling pathway.